Molecule: messenger RNA, 273 nt
Organism: Galeopterus variegatus (Sunda flying lemur)
Lineage: Eukaryota; Metazoa; Chordata; Mammalia; Dermoptera; Cynocephalidae
Gene: BANF2
Product: barrier to autointegration factor 2
Exons: 2
Coding region: 1-273 (90 amino acids)
Molecular function (GO): DNA binding
Source: RefSeq, a predicted model, not a curated record
AUGGGUCACAUGUCUCCCAGGCUGAGAGCCUUCCUCUAUGAACCCAUUGGAGAAAAGGAUAUUGGCUGUGUGGACGGGAUCAGCCGUGAGCUGGCCAUCAAUUUGAUCAACAAAGGUUUCAACAAGGCCUACAUCCUGUUGGGACAGUUCCUUCUGAUGCACAAGAAUGAAUCCGAGUUCCAGAAGUGGAUGAUUCGCUGCUGUGGCGCCACCGACUAUGAGGCCCGGGAGAGUUCCAACUGUCUGAAGGAGUGGUGCGCCUGCUUCCUGUAG